Rosa chinensis is the source of this 654-nucleotide messenger RNA. RefSeq lists its product as uncharacterized. The transcript has 2 exons. The record is from RefSeq and is a predicted model, not a curated record. Lineage: Eukaryota; Viridiplantae; Streptophyta; Magnoliopsida; Rosales; Rosaceae. The coding region runs from base 1 to 654 and encodes 217 amino acids.
AUGGGAGAUACAGUCUGCAGGUGGUGGAGGCAAUUCUACAUGGGUAGCAAAACUAUCAAUGUUGAUCGUGUUGUCCCCGAUCAUAACUGGUAUGGGCUCAACAAUCGACCCUGGUAUAUGAGAAGCAGACUUUUCCGCCUUCAGAGGUGGACUCAUGAUUUUGAUGCAACGAUUUCUGUCAUUGACAGUAUCAUUGUUUGGGUUUGUUUGCCUAACUUACCUCUCCCCCAUUGGAAUACCAAGUCUUUGGAGCAAAUUGUCCAGCCUCUGGGGCACUUUAUUUUGGCUGACGAGAAUACUCUUGCUGCCAAGAAGUGUAUCUUUGCGCGUGUUCUAGUGGAACUGGACCUUCGUUAUCCUCUUAAGAGAACUGUCAUUACUCAUAAUACUGACGGUUUUCCUUCUACUACCAUUAUGGUCUCUUAUGAAGUUGUGUUUGAAGUUUGCUUUAGAAAAGGUAAAGGGAAGGGAAACUUCUAUCAAAAGCAAGGCUCUGGUAAUUUGAGGUUUAUGCCUAAGUCCAACAAUGUUGUUCCUGGUGUUAGCUUCAAGGAUGCUGCUGUUGGUAUUGGUGUGAUUGGUGAUAAGGUAGGAAAGGAGAAGAAAAAGGAGGUUAUUGUCAUUUGUGAUGGUUCCUCCCAGGAGGUCGAUUAG